Messenger RNA from Aplysia californica (California sea hare), 2611 nucleotides. RefSeq names its product atrial natriuretic peptide receptor 1. Lineage: Eukaryota; Metazoa; Mollusca; Gastropoda; Aplysiida; Aplysiidae. Gene Ontology annotation, biological process: intracellular signal transduction; receptor guanylyl cyclase signaling pathway; cGMP biosynthetic process. The record is from RefSeq and is a predicted model, not a curated record. Gene Ontology annotation, molecular function: guanylate cyclase activity; protein kinase activity; peptide receptor activity.
AUCAUUAUCACCAUCACCACCACCAUCAUCACCAUCAUCACCCUCACCACCCUCAUCACCAUCAUCACCAGCCUUGUUCCUCCUCCUCGUGGCUGUGACGUCAUCUGUCUUUCCGGCUGUCGCCCCUCACGCCUCCUCAAGCACCCUCAUCAUCAGCGUCCCUCCCACUUCCGGUUCGCCCACUUCCGGGUCACCCACCACUUCCGGGUCACCCACCAUUUCCGGGUCGCCCACUUCCGGGUCACCCACCUUUGGGUCGCCCACCAGCUCCAGGUCGCCCACCAUUGUGUUCAAACUGGGAGUCCUGAUGCCCACAGAACAGGACAGUGGUCACUUUGACCCGCGCCUCGUGAGGGAGGUGGAGGACGCUAUCAACUCUACCACUGACUGGCUCAACUCUUUCACCCUCUGAGGGUCGUGGCCCUCCUGGGAUCGUACUGGUCAACUCCCGUGGUCACAUGGGCGCCCGUCCAGAGACUGGUCAUCGAGCAGAGCUCUUACGGUGACGUCAUAUCCGCUUUUGGAGCCUACGAGGACUUCGCGGGGGCGGCCAUCACCAUGACAAACUACCUGGGCUGGAGCCACUUAGCUGUCGUGUACGAGGAGGACGGGUUGUGCCCCCAUCUGAUGACAGAGUUACGCCGCAUCAUGUUCACACAGAACGGACCACGAGAGGCCGCCUCUGUCAUCUUCACCGCUCAAAACAGGACGUCAUUGGGAGCUGAUCUUAGCAGGAUAAGACAUCUCACUAGAACCGUAGUCCUAUGCAUGUCCUCGGAGUCUCUGGAAGUUCUGAUGGCCAAGGCCGACAGCCUGGGAAUGACGUCAGGCUACUACGCCUUCCUCUACCUCAACUUUGACCUCAGGCCCGUGGUGGCGAGCCUGCCCAAGAAGAAGCAGAAGAAAGAUUUCUCUCCCUUCCUCCUGGAGCUGGGGCACUUCCCCGGGCUGGAGAAGCUGGUCAGUGGGAAGUCCAACAAGGGGGUCAGGAAGAGAGAGGCCAGGCGGCGAUCUGAGGGCUUUGUGGAGACACAGAUCAAGCUGUGUCCCUACCUUCACGACGCCAUCACACUCGCCGCCAUCGCCUCACACUUUGACAGGAGGAAACUGCCGCUGAGCAAUUUCAACAUCACAGCCAGCCACCUGAGGACCGGGUCUAUCUACAUCGACGAGCAGGGAAUCCGGAGAACCACUCUGUCCCUGGUCCACUCCCAGGCCGGCCUGCUCACCACCGUGGCCAGACUGACCCCUGACCUCCAGUUUGUCCCGGUCACGCCCCUCCAGUGGUCCGGCGGGUCACUUCCGGUGUCAAAACUGAACUGUGGGGCGCCGGGGAACUCGUGUGAAGACAUGGCGGUGAUCGCAGCUGGUGUGGUGGUUGGGGUCCUGGUGUUGGUGGCUGUUCUGGCAGCUGCUGUCUUCUUGUACAGGCGGUUCCGUCGACAGCGGACAGCCGCCAAGAAGGAGUGGCUGAUUGACGACAAGGAGGUGAAGAGACGACGGGCUAAGUUGUCUGGACCGGCGGUCAACGGGGCUGUUGGUGGCGGUAGUAUGAAGAAACGACUGGUCCGCAUGGAGACAAGAGGCACGCUAGGCCUGGGUUCUAACUGCAGUCUGGACAAGAACAUGCUCUACGCCCCCAUUGGAAACUACAAGGACAUGGUGGUGGCGGUCAAGCACGUGCGAUGGACUCACGUGCAGCUCAACAAACGGGAGAUGCUUCAAGAUCUGAAAACGGCCAAAGAACUAUCCCACGACAACAUCAACCAGUUUGUGGGCGCCCAUGUUGCAUUCUCCCCCGGAAGUAGCUAUGUGCUGUUCCGCUACUGCUCCAAGGGAAGUCUACAAGACGUGUUGGAAAAUGACGACAUCAAACUGGACUGGAUGUUCAAACUUUCCUUCGCUCUCGACCUCUCCAGGGGCAUGGAAUAUCUCCACAAAACUCCUCUCCGUUCCCAUGGCAACCUUAAGUCCAGCAACUGCGUCAUAGACAGCCGGUGGGUCCUCAAAGUGACAGACUUCGGGGCUGUGACGUCAUACAAAAAGCCCGGGAAAGAUGACGACAUCGACCAGAGGGUGUAUUACAACAAGGUGAUAACCCUCGUAAAAAACGAGAGUGCAUGCCGACCAUACCGUCCCACCAUCCCCGGGGACUCUGACUCCCCGCCCAAAGCCUUCGCCCUGAUGACGUUAUGCUGGGCGGAAGUGCCAGAGGCCAGGCCAGACUUUCACGUGGUGGGGAAGAAACUGACGGAGCUCAACGGGACAAAUCUACUGAGGAAAGUGGAAGAGGGCUGCCAGCCUCCCUCGCCCUCGCUCUACCGUCUGCAAGUCGGAGACAGUAUGUUCAGCGCCCUGCGCAAAACGUCUAUCACAGUGAGCGACAUCACCGUGCAGCAAACGCCCAACAGCUCCGACAACGAAGACAGUCUCACACAACCCUUGGAGCAUCCACAACAUCCGCAACACGACACACAGCCUCAUCAACCACACCACAAUAACUACCAUCGUCGUCACCUCAACCACCACCACCACCAUCACCACGACCACCAGCGUCUGGAUGAGGAUGAUGAUGAACAAUAUCAUCAGCAUCAGCAGCAGCAGCAACAGC